GGGCCCUGCCCCCCGCCUCUCCCUGGCUCGAAUGUCUCCUCCACUGCCGGCCCGGGUGGACUUCUCCCUGGCCGGGGCACUGAACGCUGGCUUCAAGGAGACCCGGGCAAGUGAGCGGGCAGAGAUGAUGGAGCUCAACGACCGCUUUGCCAGCUACAUCGAGAAGGUUCGCUUCCUGGAACAGCAAAACAAGGCACUGGCUGCCGAGCUGAACCAGCUGCGGGCCAAGGAGCCCACCAAGCUGGCUGAUGUCUACCAAGCGGAGCUGCGUGAACUGCGGCUACGUCUAGAUCAGCUCACGGCCAACAGCGCCCGGCUCGAGGUCGAGAGAGACAACCUGGCACAGGACCUGACCACUUUGAGGCAGAAGCUUCAAGAUGAAACCAACCUCAGGAUGGAGGCUGAGAACAACCUGGCUGCCUACAGACAGGAGGCAGAUGAAGCCACCCUGGCCCGUCUGGAUCUGGAGAGGAAGACUGAGUCACUGGAGGAGGAGAUCCAAUUCUUGAGGAAGAUCCAUGAGGAGGAGGUGAGGGAGCUCCAGGAGCAGCUGGCCCGACAGCAGGUCCAUGUGGAGCUGGACGUGGCGAAGCCAGACCUCACGGCAGCCCUGAGAGAGAUCCGCACGCAGUACGAGGCAAUGGCGUCCAGCAACAUGCACGAGGCAGAGGAGUGGUACCGAUCCAAGUUUGCAGACCUGACCGAUGCUGCUGCCCGCAACGCAGAGCUGCUCCGCCAGGCCAAGCACGAGGCCAAUGACUACCGGCGCCAGCUCCAAGCCUUGACCUGCGACCUGGAGUCCUUGCGCGGCACGAACGAGUCCCUGGAGAGGCAGAUGCGCGAGCAGGAGGAGCGCCACGCGCGGGAGGCGGCGAGUUACCAGGAGGCGCUGGCCCGACUGGAGGAAGAGGGACAGAGCCUCAAGGAUGAGAUGGCCCGCCACCUGCAGGAAUACCAAGAGCUGCUCAAUGUCAAGCUGGCCCUGGACAUCGAGAUCGCCACCUACAGGAAGUUGCUGGAGGGCGAGGAGAACCGCAUCACUAUCCCUGUGCAGACCUUCUCCAACCUGCAGAUCCGAGAAACCAGCCUGGACACCAAGUCCGUGUCAGAAGGUCACCUCAAAAGGAACAUCGUGGUGAAGACCGUGGAAAUGCGGGAUGGAGAGGUCAUUAAGGAGUCCAAGCAGGAGCACAAGGACGUGAUGUGAGGCAGGCCCCACUUGGGGGCCCCUGUCCCCAGCCUGCAACAGAAGGAUAGUUCCCCUGCUCUGAUAGCUGACAGCCCCAGACUACUCCAGACCCCGGUUCCCACCCACCCCAGCUCCCCCUCCUGUCCCUUCACCAGCUUGCUACCCUAGGAUCUGUCAGCAUUAGGCCUGCCAGACGGCACCCACCCCACACCCAGCAAUUCCAACUAACAGGGUGCUUGCCCUGAAUAGGUAGCCUCGAGGGGCGUGGCCAGCAGCUCAGAGGAAAGAAGUUGGGGAAUGUAGAGGGACAUGAUAAAUCACCCUCCUGCAUUCCCGAUCCCUGUUGUUAUGGCAACUGUUGCCAGAGCUGGAGGUCUCUCGGGGUCUCUAGGAAUUGGGCGUUUGAGCUUCCUCAGGCUGCUGGAGGCAGAGAGAGACUCUGAGACAGGAAGGGGAAGUCUCUGAAGGUAAGGGAGCCCUGGCCAGAGGCUUGUUGUUUUAAACUGACCCUGACAAGCUGAAGAACGGGUGGGGAUGUCCUGCCACCUGUGUGGCCCUGAGCCUGCCCAGAUCCCAGAGGGCCUUUCUGAGUGAUGAUUCAAGUGCCUCAGCCCCGCUGAGGUGCCGUGCAGGGAGCCAGUCUGUGGGCAAGCUGUGGGCACGUGGGAGCCUGAUUCUCAGCACUUUGGGGGAUGUGCAGUGAAAGUGGAGAGGGAAGGGGUGCUGGGAGGGAGCAGAGGGGCCUGCUUGGCCCCUGAGGAGGGUGCAGAGGGGUCAAGCCCUGGAGGGCCCUCACAUGCAGGCUGCAGGGGGCGCUAGUAGAGAUGGUGGAGGAGGCCGUCAGGACAAGAUCACCAUCAAUGUCGAUGUAGGGGGUUGGGGGGAACCAGUCACACGUGGGAUGUGACUCAUCCUCUUGAAGGUGCUGAUACAGGACAGAAAGGGCUGCUGCCCACGGGGGCAGGCACAAGUUCCUCCUGCUCUAGACUUCUUUGCUGCAUCGUCCCUGUCCACCCAGACCUCAGAGCCCCUGGACUGCUACCUGCCGACCCAGCGAUGCCACCAUCAUACAUCUGACCCUCGCUCGCUACCCCAUAAUGACCAGCUGCUUUUUCCCUGAAAGUCAAGGGCUCCUUGUGGCCCCCUCUUACUCACACACAAGAUAUGUGUAUUUUAGGUACACACUAUUUUAUAAUUGGAGAAACUGAGGCCCUAGCUGAAUGAAGACAGUGGCUUGUACUCCACAGCCUGGAGGCAGGGCACUUGCCCUGCUUCUCAUGGGUAGACUGGUGGGCACAGGGCUGGUGUCUGUGCCA
Tupaia belangeri chinensis (Chinese tree shrew) is the source of this 2505-nucleotide messenger RNA. It is a transcript of the gene GFAP, whose product is annotated as glial fibrillary acidic protein. Gene Ontology annotation, biological process: intermediate filament organization; regulation of chaperone-mediated autophagy. The transcript has 9 exons. Gene Ontology annotation, molecular function: structural constituent of cytoskeleton. The record is from RefSeq and is a predicted model, not a curated record. Lineage: Eukaryota; Metazoa; Chordata; Mammalia; Scandentia; Tupaiidae. Gene Ontology annotation, cellular component: cell projection; cytoplasm; intermediate filament. Bases 32 to 1207 code for a protein of 391 amino acids.